AUGCCAAUACAUUUUGCACUGACAGCACGGAACUGCACCAUAAAAAUUUCAUGGAGCAAAGCUGGAGAUGUUACAGCCGUCUUGUCAACGGGCUCCAGUGCUGGCCCCUCUUGUUCCGCUUCCACGGAGUACAAUGGUGGAAGCACCGAGACGGAACUUCCCCGUUCCCCUUUUUGGGUGGCAAUAAAAAGAAGAGUCAUUCAAGCUGCAUUCAGUCCUUGUCUAAGAGAGGCCAAGAUGAAGAACCUGGCAGUAGUCCUGGCAAUAGCCCUGAUGGUAACUGACCUCCCUACACUGACUGGUCUACCAAUGGAAAGCCUUCUACUCAACCGGAGAUGCAGAUGCCGCAAGCAAACCUCAGAGGUUAUCAGUGCUUGGAAGAUUAGUUUUAUUGAGGUGAUUCCUCAGGGGAUUCAGUGUAGAAGAAAGGAGAUUAUACUUACCCUGAAGAAUAAACAGAGAGCCUGCGUGUAUCCCAAUGCACCAUGGAUCCAGCUAUUGCUUCAUAAGCUGAUGCAGAGUAACAGCAUCAGUGCAGUGCAAGUCCUGGACUGA
This is a messenger RNA of Caretta caretta (loggerhead turtle), 555 nucleotides long. RefSeq names its product C-X-C motif chemokine 13-like. Gene Ontology annotation, molecular function: chemokine activity. Lineage: Eukaryota; Metazoa; Chordata; Testudines; Cheloniidae. The record is from RefSeq and is a predicted model, not a curated record. Gene Ontology annotation, biological process: defense response; chemotaxis; immune response. Gene Ontology annotation, cellular component: extracellular region.